AUGUCACCACUACCUGCUCAAAGCGAACCCAUCGCUAUUGUUGGUUGGUCUUGUCGGUUCCCCGGUCAAUCCAACUCGCCCUCCAAACUAUGGGAGCUUCUUUGUGAGCCCAGAGACGUUCGUCAGGAAUUUGGCCCAGAGCGCCUCAAUCUGGGGCGUUUCUACAACAAAGACGGAUCUACUCACGGAGCUACUGAUGUAAAGGGUCAAGGCUAUCUCCUGACUGAAGAUAGUCGACUUUUCGACCCGGCCUUUUUUGGAAUCAGUCCUCUCGAGGCCGACGGCAUGGACCCUCAGCAGCGUAUUCUGCUCGAGGCCGUCUAUGAAACAUUCGAGGCUGCAGGCUACACAUUGGAACAGAUGCGUAGUUCCAACACUUCAGUCCACGUUGGUGUCAUGACCAACGAUUACUCGGAUAUUCAGAUGCGCGAUAUGGAAACAGUGCCCCAGUACACUGCCACUGGAACUGGCCGCAGUAUCCUUUCUAACCGUAUCUCUUAUGUCUUUGACUUGAACGGCCCUUCUAUCACCAUUGAUACUGCUUGCUCUAGUUCACUGGUUGCCGUUCAUCAAGCCAUCCAGGCCAUGCAGUCUGGUGAUUGCAAGGCUGCUAUUGUCGGCGGUGUUAACUUGAUCCUGGAUCCCUCUAUGUAUAUUAUGGAAUCCAAGCUUCAUAUGUUGUCGCCUGAUUCUCAGUCACGCAUGUGGAGCAGUGAUGCCAAUGGUUAUGCUAGAGGCGAGGGAGUGGCUGCUAUGAUGCUCAAGCCACUUAGCGAAGCCAUUCAAGAUAACGACGAUAUCAGAGGCCUCAUCCGCGGCACUGGUGUUAACUCUGACGGCCACAGCCAGGGUAUUACCAUGCCUAAGGCUAGCGCCCAGGCAGAGUUGAUUCGCAGCACAUAUAGAAGAGCUGGACUCGAUCCUAUUAGCGAUCGUCCUCAAUACUUCGAAUGCCAUGGCACUGGAACCAAGGCAGGUGAUCCAGUGGAAGCUCGCGCCAUCUUUGAGGCCUUUAUUGAGCAGAAGAGUGACGACGAGGAAGAUGCUGAGGAGGUAACUUCUCAAGCACAGCAGGAUAAUGAGCAAGAGCCAAUGUAUGUUGGCUCAGUAAAGACGGUGAUUGGCCAUUUGGAAGGCUGUGCUGGUCUGGCUGGUCUGAUCAAGGCAGCCCUCGCCAUUGAAAACCGCACCAUUCCUCCCAACAUGCUCUUCUCCGAACUCAACCCCGAGAUCAAAGACUAUUACGGUCAAUUGCAGAUUGCUGCGGAAGCCCGACCCUGGCCAGCAGUUGCAUCUGAGCAGCCACUCCGGGCCAGUGUCAACAGCUUCGGAUUUGGUGGUACCAACGCUCACGCCAUUCUCGAAAGCUACAAAAAGGACAGCGGUAGUGCCGAAGGUCAAUCACAGGUAGGUAAUGCCACCCAGGUCGCAGGUCAUCCAGUCGGCCCGUUCGUUGUGUCCGGAUUCUCGAGCGCGUCACUCCUCGGAAAUCUAGGCGCUCUGCUCCAGUUGGUAAAGGACGAUCUUAGCCUAAAUCUGGAUGAUGUUGCCUGGGCGCUGCAGACUCGACGUUCCUCACACCGAGUCAAGGCUCACUUUGUGGCCGAUGACCGAGAGCAGCUCAUCGAGCGACUUGAAGAGUUCCUCACUGCGUCUAAGGCCAUCAGCUCCAGGGAAGAUGUCGGUAUCUGCCCCAAGCCUGUCAACUCCAGCGAGGAGCCAGGUAUCCUCGGAGUCUUCACAGGCCAGGGUGCCCAGUGGCCAUCCAUGGGCCGUGGUCUGCUGAAGCGAUCCCCAGUGUUCCGACAGGCGCUGGAGAGAUGUGAUGCUUUUCUCAAGGCUCUCUUUGAUGGACCUCAGUGGUCCUUGAUUGCAGAGCUCGAGGCCGAUGCAUCCACCUCGCGAGUUGGUCAGGCCGAGAUCUCGCAACCCCUUUGCACAGCCGUCCAAAUCGGUCUGGUUGAUAUGCUGCAAGCCGCCGGCGUUGAGUUUUCUGCUGUUGUUGGCCACUCCUCUGGUGAAAUCGCAGCUGUUUAUUCCUGCGGUAUCAUCACUCUUGAAGGCGCCAUCCAGAUUGCCUUUUAUCGAGGCAAAUGGGCCAAGCUGGCACAUGGACCUAAUGCUAGUGGUAAAGGUGCCAUGAUGGCAGCUGGUAUGACGCUUGAGGAAGCCGAGGAGUUCUGCGCAUCUCCUAAAUAUCAGGGCCGCUUAGGCGUAGCUGCUAGCAAUGGACCUCAAAGUGUCACCUUGUCUGGAGACGCUGAUGCUAUUGCCGAAGCUAAGGAGGAGCUGGAUGAGAAGAAGCAGUUUGCUCGACUCUUGCAAGUAGACACUGCCUAUCACUCUCACCACAUGCAGAGCUGUGCUUCCAAGUAUCUCGACUCUCUCACGGCUUGCAAUAUCCAAGUCAGCCAACCUCGCCCUGGCUGUGUCUGGAACUCGAGUGUUCGCGGUGAUACUGAGCUCUUGUACGGCGACUUGUCGUCUCUCAAGGGUACUUACUGGGUUCAGAACAUGGUCCAGCCAGUUCUCUUCCAGCAAGCCGUCAAGUCUUCCAUCUGGCAUGGAGGUCCCUUUGAUCUGGGUGUUGAAGUUGGACCUCACCCUGCCCUCAAGGGUCCCACCGAACAAACGCUCAAGUCAGCUUUUGGUUCCGCUCCUGCGUAUACCGGAGUGCUCAAGCGUGGUGGUAAUGAUGUGCAAGAGCUUUUCAGUGCUAUUGGCAACUAUUGGGCGCAACUGGGUCCCUCGUUUGUAGAAUUUGAGGGGCUCCGCAAGUCGUUUGCUUCUGCUCCUCCCAACCCCAGCGUCCUCGCCAAACUUCCCUCCUACUGCUGGGAUCACGACAAAGUCUACUGGCGCGAGUCAAGAAUCUCCAGGAAGUUCCGCCAAGGUCAGGAUUAUGCUCACGAACUGCUGGGCCGUCGCUCGGCUGAUGAUACUGAUCGAGAGAUGCGCUGGCGCAAUGUUCUAAAGGCCAGUGAACUGCCAUGGGUAGCUGGCCACGAGAUCCUUGGCGAGGUUCUUUUGCCUGGUGCUGCCUAUGUUUCUUUAGCGUUUGAGGCAGCUAUGCGCAUUGCCAUGGCCUCCGCAGCGAAGCGACGCAUCACACUACUGGAGAUUCAAGACAUGAACAUCCAUCGCCCUAUCGUCGUGCCCACUACUAAAGAGGGCAUCGAGACCAUCUUCACCACUCAUAUACUGGGCUCGAGUGAUGCUGAUACUUUAGAAGUCAGUUUCGUAUACCACUACUGCCCCGAUGAGCGCAUCGGAUCUCUGGUUAAUACUUGUGAUGGUCGACUACUGAUCCAUCUCGGUGAUGGGAGCGAGCAGCAGCCACAGCUCCCUAGCCGAGCUGAAGUACAGGGAUCUACAGCAUCUUCAGAUGACCUCUUGCCAGUCAAUACUAAGAGCAUGUACGAGCUUCUGAAAGAAACUGGGCUCAACUAUACUGGUCUCUUCAAGCGUCUGCAGCAGGCCAAGCGCAAGCUCGGUUAUGCUGUGUCUGAUGCUUCUUGGGAAAUCUCCGAGUUCAGUGACAGCUACGUUGCUCACCCCGCUGUUCUAGAUGUCUGCUUCCAGAGUCUGUUCAUCGCCCGAUCCAGCCCAGAUGUUAGCCACGUCUAUGCGACUCCCCUACCUGUCCAUAUCAAGCGCUUGGCUUUGGACCCCAAUGUUUCAUGGGCUAGUGCUAGCUCUAACAGCAUUGAUUUGGCCAUAGAAUCUUUCAUUACCAAGCAGGACGGCUCGUACCUUGACGGAGACUUGCACAUUUACGAUGCCAACUCUGGUGACGCCAUUCUGCAGGUUGAAACCUUGGCAGUCAAUCCCGUCGCUGAGCCCACCGCUGAGCAAGACAGCGACAUCUUCUCCAGUGUCAGUCUUUACGCUGAUCCUUCUUGGCGCCUUACAGAACUGGAUCGAAACUCGAAACUGGAUGAACGUGAGACUGUACUGGCUUACGAUGUUGAAAGAGUCACGCUCUAUUAUGUACAGUAUGUCCUCAAAGCGAUUGAUGUCAGUGAGAGACCCAAGCUUGCGUGGCAUCAUCAGUGCAUGUUGGAGGCGUUUGAACAGAUGGUGGAGGAAGCGCGAAGUGGCCAACAUGCGUACGCCUCACCUGAGUGGCUCGAUGACGAUCGAGAAAUUCUCGAUGCGCUUAUCGCAAAGCACCCUGACGUUAUUGACAUGAUUGCCUGUCAACGAGUAGGAGAGAAUAUGUUAGCUGUCGUUCGAGGUGAAAUCCAAAUCCUCGAACUGAUGAUGGAGAACAACAUUCUUGAACGUGUGUACAUGGAAGCCUGCGGCUGGGUCAUCAUUAUCGAGGCACUUGUCAGUACCCUGAAGCAGCUCGCGCACAAGUUUCCAAGAGCCAAUAUCCUCGAGAUUGGAGCCGGUACAGGAGGCACGACUUGGACGCUGUUCCAAACCAUCAGUGACGCCAUUGGAACCUACACUUAUACCGAUAUUUCUACUGGCUUUUUCGAGGCAGCCGCCAACAAGUUUGCUGACUACAAGGACAAGAUGAUCUUCAAAGCUUUGGAUGUCAGCGCUGACCCUGAGCCCCAAGGCUAUGAGAAGGGCACGUACGACAUCAUCGUUGCCACCAAUGUGCUGCACGCGACUCCUGAGCUCAACACUACUCUUGCUAACACCAGAUCGCUACUGAAGCCUGGAGGCUACUUGGUGCUUGUUGAGACAUCUGGUAUCAGCAUCAUGAGAUCACGUUUCGUCAUGGCCGGUAUGCCUGGUUGGUAUCUUGGCGCUGACGAUGGACGACGCCUGCAUCCAGGUCUUUCCACUGAAGGAUGGAAUGAGCGUCUGACUGAAGUUGGCUUUUCUGGCGUUGACAGUGUAUUUUAUGACUCACCCGAUUACGAGAAGCAUUUGGUGUCACUGAUGGUUACGCAAGCUGUAAAUGACACCGUUGUCCAGCUACGAAACCCACUCAGCGUCAACAUCUCACCUAAAAAGCAAAGCACAUGUCUCCUCAUUGGUGGCAAGACAUUGACCGCUUCCAAGGUCUUACAGUCCAUUAAAGAUGUUUUGCGAUCCAUCGGUUACAAGAAUAUCAAGAAGGCCGCUACUGUGGAGGCAGUCAACCUCAGCAGUCUCUCCCGCGGCGUGGAUGUCAUCUGUCUCCAAGAGCUCGACAAGCCACUUUUCUCAUCUGACAUUUCUGCUUCUGCGCUUAGUGCCCUGCAGCGCUUAUUUUUGCAGACUAAGAACAUCAUUUGGGUCACGCAGAACAGACUGGCAGGCAACCCUCGCUGCAACAUGAUGCUGGGUAUCAUGCGCGCAUUGAAGCAGGAACUUCCACAGAUGAAUGCGCAAAUGGUCGACUUGGAACGCAUUGCCAAUGCGCCUUCGGCAGCUCGAACUAUUAUGGAAACGUUUAUGCGCCUUCGUAUCAUCUCCGAGCAUGAACAUGACGAGGAGCCACUGCUGUGGUUGCAAGAGUCAGAGCUCAUUGCCAGUGCCGACCACAUGCUCAUUCCUCGAGUCAUCCCGGACCAGGGCAUCAACGAAAGACACAACGCAAAGUAUCGCUAUGUCAACAACACAGCAUCUAGUGCCGAUACUGCGGCUCAAGUAGUAUCUCAACGGCGUAAACUGGUCCUGGUUGAGCCGGAAGUUACAGGCUACACUGACGACAAGACAACGGUACAAGUCAACGUCGAGUACUCCCUCCAGGCCCCAUUGCUAAGUAUGGCGAGAGUUUACAUCUGCGUUGGACACAAUGCAGAUACUCAACAGGCUGUUAUUGCCCUGUCUGAGGUCAAUGGAUCCAUGAUCCGCGUACUCGAGCAGAAGCUCAUCUCAAUCUCGUCAGCCGACGUCAGCAUUAGCACAAUCGAGGCCGUUGCAGCGCACAUCAUCGCUCGCGAGGCUUCUUGCGAUGUUCAACACCAUGAGGCAGCAUUGUUCUACAAUAUCCCAGCUGGAACAAGAUCAAACAUCAUCCAAGAAGAGUUCCAACGACAAGAAAAGCAGGUCUUCUUUGCCUCAUCCAGCUCAUCCACUCCUACAGACUGGAUCCGCCUGCCAGCAAACAGCUCUGUCCGUGCUAUGCGAGCCCUUAUUCCACGCCAGGUUGCGCUAUUUGUAAACUGCUCUGAUAUUCCUAUUCGAAACUCCACCUCGCUCUACAAUAGUCUUUCAGUUGGAUGCAAGACUACUGAAGACGUGGUCUUCCAGCAACAUCUUGCCGCUGCAUACCACGACCUUUCACUCAAGGAUGUUUACGACAGUAUCAAAGGCUCUCUCAAGAUUUUUGCAGACGCUGCACCUUCUCAUCUAGUUGUCGAGGCCAAUGACAUUGUUGGACGCGAGGAUUCCACUUUGAGCGAAUCGAUCAUCACAUCUUGGAAGUCUUCGGUUCCCUACGUCUUGGCACAACAGCCUGCCGACCGCACAGCAUUGUUCCACCCUAACAAGACAUACCUUAUGAGUGGUAUGGCUGGAGGUCUAGGUCUCUCUAUUUGUGGAUGGGCUUUGCGUCAAGGAGCCAAGAAUCUCAUCAUUGCCAGUCGCAACCCCCAGAUCUCGCCCGAAUGGCUACAGGAAGCUAAGAAUCUAGGUGCCAAUGUGCAGGUGGUCAAGAUGGAUGCUACUGAUAAAGCAUCCGUUCAGUACGUCGUUGAUAAUGUCUGCACCAUCAUGCCCCCAGUUGCAGGUAUCUGUAAUGCAGCCAUGGUCUUGCAUGAUAGUCUUUUCAUGGACAUGGAUGCCGACAGCAUGAAUAGAUGUUUGAGACCCAAAGUGGAUGGUUCGUGGAAUUUACACACUGCCUUUGCGAACGUCGCCCUCGACUUCUUCAUUCUUCUUGGAUCUGGAGCCAGUAUUGUUGGAAACCCUGGACAGUCCAACUACCAUGCGGCCAACGAGUUCAUGGUUGCCCUGGCCGGCCAACGUCGCCAACAAGGACAAGCAGCUUCCAUCAUUCACAUUGGAGCUGUCAUGGACAUUGGCUAUGUCAGUCGCCAAUCAGCUGGUCACAAGGCGGCUUUCCAGGCCUUGCAGGUUCCUUUGAUCUCUGAGACUGAUGUGCACUAUGCCUUUGCUGAGGCAAUUUUCGCUGGUAGGAAAGACAGCACUCGAAGCUUUGAAGUCAUAGUCGGCAUCAGCCGCAUCAAGAAGUUUCUCGAGGAGGGAGAGCGACCUGCAUGGUUGAACGACCCUCGCUGCUCUCACUUGACGUCCACUGUCAAGGUUCAAACACAGCAGCGCUCUGAAAACGCAGCUUCUUCGCAUAAUCUUCGAGGCCAGAUGGAGUCCGCUCAUACUGAGGAGGAAGCCCUACCCACUCUUCGAGACGCCUGCUGUGCCAAGCUAGAAUCCAUGAUGCAGUUGCCUGAAGGAAGCGUUGAUGUCGAUCGCUCAAUGAUUGACAUUGGUAUCGAUUCACUGGUAGCUGUGGAGAUUCGAACGUGGUUCCUCAAAGAGCUCGGCAGUGACAUUCCUGUGCUUAAGAUCCUUGGAGGUCACUCCGUCGCAACAAUCUGUGUCAUUGCGGCCCAGCAGCUUUUGGCCAAACGUCUUGCUAUCUCGCAGAAGACCGAUGACUCACAAAACGAUAUCCCACACAUCAACGCCGUCGACAGUGAUAACAUAUCGUCUAGCGGCAACUCAGAGCAUCAAGAUUCACCCGGUCAAGAAAGUCCUGAAAGCCUGGGCUCUUCACUUGCGACAACAAACACCGCGCUAGGCCUUGCCGACGAUUCCACAAGUGACAGCGAACAGAUAGUAAAGUCAGAAUCUAUCUCAAGCCUUGACAAAGACACUGAUCAGCUAACAUCUGAAGACGAAAUCUCGCAAGGAAAGCCUAGAGCGGGUGUGAAAGACCUUCAGCGUCAUGCCGUCUCGCACGAAAGCAACAUGACAACGGCGCAAUCCCGUAUUUGGGUCCUUUCCAAAUAUCUCUCGGAUCCCACUACAUACAACCUGGCAUUCUUGUUUGAGGUGGCAGGCGAUCUUGACGUCAACCGAUUCCGAAGCGCCCUGAUGCUUACCAUGCAGCAUCAUCAGUCAUUCCGAACCUGUUUUUACUCCCGAGACGAAGACGCCCAGCCAAUGCAAGCUGUUUUAUUUUCCCCCAUCACCACAUUCAAACACAUUCAAGCCACUGAUGACGACUGUGUUUCGAAAGAGUGGGAAGCAGCCAAAUCAAGACACUGGGACAUUGAGCGAGGGGACACCAUGUCCGUAACGGUUUUGUCUCAUGAAGACAGCGCCGCUACGAAACACGGCAUUAUUUUUGCGUACCACCAUAUCAUUAUGGACGCCGUCAGUUGGCGAAUCUUUUUAACGGAUUUGAAUGCGGCGUAUAAUAUGCGUCCAUUGAAGACUCGAGGCCUCACUUGCAUCGAUUAUACACAGCACCAAUUAAAAGAGGCAAAGUCGGAGUACUACCAGACGCAAUUGAAAUACUGGCGGAAGGAAUUCGCUUCGGCUCCGCAAGUUAUGCCACUCCUUUCCACUGCAAAGACUCGCCUGCGACCAAACACUCAAUCCACCAAAACACACUAUGCUUGGCGCGAGAUUAACGAGAAGCUGUCUGCCAAAAUCAAGUCUGCAUGCCAGAUAACCAAGACUACGCCAUUCCAUUUCCACCUUGCGGUGAUUCAGGCUUUCUUUAGUCUGUCUUUAUCAGCGAACGAAAUCUGUAUUGGCGUAGCAGACUCCAAUCGCAUUACCAGCCAUUACUCAGAGACUGUCGGCUUCUUCAUGAACAUGCUUCCUGUGCGUCUACCGUUGAUCAGGAAAGCCCGUUUCUCUCGGAUGAUGCAAAGCACGAGUAGAAAGGUAUUCACUGCCUUGGAGAACUCAGCAGUAUCUUUUGAUGCUAUCCUGAACGAUCUCAAGGUAGCUCGAUCGGCUUCGCACACGCCUCUGUUCCAAGUCGCUGUGAACUACCGCAAUGGCGCUGUUAGAGAUAUUCCUCUGGGCAAUACAGUCAUGGUGAUGAGGGAUGCACAAGAUGCCAAGAACCCUUAUGAUAUCAGUUUUGGUAUUGUUGAGGCAAGCCAAGACCAGUCCAUGGUUGAAGUGACCUUCCAAGGGUCGCUUUACGACGAGCCUGCUUGCCAGGAAAUCCUCGACUCGUAUAUGCGCCUAGUCGAAGCUUUCUCGUCCAAUCCUAGCGGCUUCGUUAACGACAACGACUUUUACAGCCCAGAAGGCGUCUCGAAAGCUGUAGCUUUGGGCCAAGGCCCACAAGUUGAGUUUGAUUGGCCUUCUACGCUGCCUGAAAGAUUCUUGGAUAUGGCUACACGUUGGAAGGAUCAGCCAGCCAUUAGACAAGGAACUGCUUCCUUUACUUACGGCGAAUUGCGCGGCCGUGUCGCUUCUUUAGCUGCCGAGUUACAAAAAGUCGUAUGCGUCGCAGGUUCUCGAAUUGUUGUGCUUUGUGAGCCAUCAGUAGAUUUCAUUACGUCGCUACUGGCCAUUCUGCAUAUCGGUGGUAUUUACAUUCCUUUGGAUGUUAGUCUGCCUUUGCCACGACACGAGACCAUGGUCAAGACCUGCAAGCCAUCACUUGUUAUCUGUCAUAAAGCGACACAUGCACCUGCCAAAAGCCUUGCCAAGCAUCUUCCUCUGGGUCUGUUGAAUAUUGACGACAUUGGCCAUGAUGACUCGCAAUCAACAAAGCCAGUUGCAUCCGAUCCAAAGUCGGCUGCCUUUAUUCUCUUUACCAGUGGCUCGACCGGAACACCCAAGGGAGUCAUGCUCUCGCAAGCCAAUUUCAUCAACCAUAUUGCACUCAAGAGUAACAGACUUGAUCUCAAGGAAGAGAGAGAGAAUGUUCUCCAGCAAAGUUCCUUGGGCUUCGAUAUGUCCUUGGUGCAGAUCUUCUGCGCUCUGGGCAAUGGAGGCACGCUCGUGAUUAUACCACAUGAGUCUCGAUGGGAUCCUAGUUAUAUCACCAAUGCCAUUCUCCGAGACAAUGUGACUCUUACCAUUGCGACUCCUUCAGAGUACAAGCUUUGGUUAGAGUACGGUGAGACACUAUCUCAAGCCAACCAAUGGCGACAUGCUUGCCUUGGUGGCGAGCCUAUUACUGGACAGCUUGUCCGUCGAUUCUCAUCAUUGGGCUGCGAUCGGUUGACUCUAACCAAUUGUUAUGGACCAACUGAGAUUACAGCCGCAGCUGCUUUCCACACUGUAUCGGCUGUGGAAACAAAAGGUGUGCCGGGUGAAAGCAUAGUUGGUAAAGCACUACCAAACUACCAAGUCUACAUUCUAGAUAACCAGGGUCGCCCUAUGCCACCUGGAUUCGCAGGUGAGAUCUGCAUUGGGGGCUCUGGUUUAGCACUGGGAUACUUGGAUUCUGCCGAGCAAACAAACUCCAAGUUUAUCAAAAGCCCCUUUCGAGAGGGACGAGUAUAUCGCACGGGUGAUAUGGGCCGAUUGGAGCAAGACGGAAGCUUGGUGUUGAUGGGCCGUUUGGAUGGCAACACUCAAAUCAAGCUUGGCGGAAUUCGUAUGGAAUUGACGGAAAUUGAAGAGGCGGUGAUGAACGUAUUUGAUGGUCAAUUGGUGAAUGUUGUGGUUACUGUUCGCGGAGACGCUCUCGUAGCGCACGCCACAGCAGCGUCAGGACGGGAGAUUAACCACACAAAGUCUCAAACUCUCCUGCAGGAGCUUCCCCUUCCACAGUAUAUGCGACCUUCACAAAUCUUCCUUGUUGAUCAACUCCCCAUGACAUCAAACGGCAAGGUGGACCGCAAGGCUGCGGCUGAGCUACCACUGCCUGCCGAGACGACAUCGUCGGAAGCUCGCGGUAGCAGCAAGUUCAACUUACAAGAAGGUGAACUGCGCUUGCUAUGGGACAAGAUACUUGUGCACAAGCAGGGUUUGUCACCAGACUCGGAUUUCUUCCUAGCUGGAGGCAAUUCUAUCCAGCUCAUUAAACUGCAGCAUGCCAUCAGAGAAAGUAUGGGAGUAUUGGUGCCGACGCAGAAGUUGUAUCGAGCCUGUACGCUUCGCGACAUGUCGGCAGUCAUUCAAUCCCAGAAAGGCAGCCAAGAACACGACGAGGAAAUCAAUUGGGAAGAGGAGACGUCUUGGAAACAGACUCAGCUGCAUGAAUUGAGCCAAUUGGUAUCUCACAGAGAGGCCAAGACUGGCGACAACUCUGGAGCACACAUUUUACUGACGGGAGCCAACAGUUUCCUGGGUACUGCCAUAUUGGAUACUCUGGUCAAGAAUGAGGCUGUUGCAGGUGUGUAUUGCAUUGCUAUCCUGCCCGACGAAGUAGACAAGGUACCAAGUUCGAAUGAUAAGGUUGUGACAUACGCGGGCAGCCUUUCAUUACCAACACUGGGACUGGACAACGCGCAGCGAGCAGAUCUACAGAACACUGUAGAUGUUGUGAUACAUGCUGGUGCCAAUGGCCACUGUCUGAACAACUACUCGUCGGUACGUGCAGGAAAUGUACAGUCGACGCGAUUCCUAGCGUCUUUAGCUGUGGCGGCACAAGUGCCACUACUCUUCGUGUCGUCCAACCGAGUAACGCUCCUCUCCGGCAACAAUUCUCUGCCUCCAGUGUCUGUUGCCGCGCACCACCCGCCUACUACAGGAGAGGAGGGCUUUACGGCGUCCAAAUGGGCUAGCGAGCAGCUGCUAGAGAAACUGGUUCACUUUGGUCACAGUGGCCAAGAUUUUGGCCUUGAUGUUCAAAUUCAUCGACCUUGCAUUGUCAUUGGAGACGACGCACCAAGCUCGGAUGCCCUCAAUAAUAUUCUCCGAUUCUCAAGAGCCAUCAGCACCAUCCCAUACUACGAAAACAUGGGCGGGUACCUCGAUCUUAAGCCGGUAGAGCAAGUGGCAGGUGAUAUUGCCUCUGCCGCCAUGGAAAUGAUUUCAUCUUAUGCAGGCGUCACGAGCAGUGUGCGUUAUCGCCAUCACUCAGGCGGGGAAAAGGUAUCUAUUGAUGGUAUGCAAAAGCACAUGGAGCGCAUGUACAACUGCACAUUGGAAAGACUAGAUAUUCGCGAAUGGAUUCCCAAAGCGACCGAGGCUGGCUUGGAUGAAAUGAUUAGCGUCUAUCUUCUGAGCUUAUUGGAGACGGGUACAACAUUGCAAUUUCCUUACCUGGGAGAGCAAUAG
Molecule: messenger RNA, 12111 nt
Organism: Akanthomyces muscarius
Lineage: Eukaryota; Fungi; Ascomycota; Sordariomycetes; Hypocreales; Cordycipitaceae
Exons: 2
Coding region: 1-12111 (4036 amino acids)
Biological process (GO): secondary metabolite biosynthetic process; fatty acid biosynthetic process
Molecular function (GO): fatty acid synthase activity; phosphopantetheine binding; 3-oxoacyl-[acyl-carrier-protein] synthase activity
Source: RefSeq, a predicted model, not a curated record